UUGGAUUUUGACCAAGAUGGUUACAGUGGAGGGGGAGUGUACCCUAGUAGCUGGGCGUGUCUGCUGCUCUACGAUAAUAUAAAGGGACCUAGUUGUAUAGACAGUCAACUUGUUAGGUUCAUUUCUUGUACAUUUAAUACAGGGAAAUCAAAAAGGAGCAAAAUGAGUCUGACAGCAAAGGACAAAUCUUUGGUCAAGGCCUUCUGGGGCAAGAUUAGUGGAGAGGCAGAUGUCGUCGGCGCUGAGGCUUUGGGAAGGUAAGCCUUCUUCAAAAAAAGAAUUAUGAGAAUGGUUGUGUUUAACCUGUUGACAGCGGCCUAUGUGCCUACCCGGACGAAACAUUUUAACAUACAAUAAGUCAACUACUUUGAUUACAUUGUAGACACAGACGAUGGGAGAAAUAUGAUACGCGUAAUGCUUAGAAGUUGAAAAUCGAAUAAAAACGCCUAUGGUACAAACUAUUCUGUACCUUCCUUUGCAGGAUGCUGACUGCUUACCCCCAGACUAAGACCUACUUCUCCCACUGGGCUGACCUGAGCCCCGGCUCUGCCCCAGUCAAGAAGCAUGGAAGUACCAUCAUGGGUGCAAUUGGUAAUGCUGUCGGAAAGAUGGACAACCUCGUUGGAGGACUGAGUGCUCUCAGCGAUUUGCACGCUUUCAAUAUGCGCGUUGACCCUGGAAACUUCAAGGUUCGCUCCCAGAUAACCUAUUGUCUGUAUAUUGAUCACUUUCGACAUCAACUCUAAGUCUGUUGCUAUGGCUUAAUCCUUCAAUAUUAACUUUAAAAAUAUACUUUUCAGAUUCUGUCCCACAACAUCCUUGUGACCCUGGCUGUUCACUUCCCUGUGGAUUUCACUCCCGAAGUGCACAUUGCUGUGGAUAAAUUCCUUGCAGCCUUGUCCGCUGCCCUGGCUGACAAAUACAGAUAAAUUGGAGUUCAGUUCCUGCUCUGUUGUUAUCACAAUAAAAGAAACAGGCAAUUCAUUAAGUUAUGUCCUCUGUUUGUGUCCUUAUUCCACCGCAGUUCACCAUCACAAAGUCAUAUUUGAAUUUGAUCACUACCACAUCUAGAUGUAAUACAUUAAAUGAAGAAAAGAAGGAGUAAGUAUUAAAUAGUGAUUUAGGCCCACCAUGCACUAGCUCAGUAUGUUGUUCUCCAUAACUUUGGAUAGCCUAUCUAAUGCGUGGAACAUGAAUUUAGCUGACCUCAUUUAAUAUUUGAUUAAUGUGGAGUUGUUCCCGACAGGGGUUGGUAAACUGAAUGGGCUAUAUGAAUAGACAGCAUAGGCACAAUGAAAACCUAUUCAAAGAUGAACAAAUAUUUAUUUUAGGCCUACAUGAAUUUUAAAUAUUUUAAUAACUUUUGAGUAUUUUGUAAUUUGUAUUGUGGUAAAAAUGACCAUGUAAUUUGCAACAAGACUCUGUUGCAAAUGGUAGGGUAUAUUGUAUUUUCAAUGCAGUGAAUUUGGUCCAAAGGGGGACGUGAACUCGACUUUGAAAGCGAACACGUUGUGUUAUAAUGUAUAUAACACACUCACUCUCAUUCUGAAAGUUCCGUGACUCGACUUUCUUUCAAACCCCUUUCGGCACCGCUGCAUUUUGUAGUUUAUUUUUGAUAAAAUUGUAUUUUAUUUUAUUUUGUAGUAAUAAAGUAUCUUUGCGCAUCUCUUAACCUAAAUGUAUGUAAAUUAAAAGGUUUUACUAUUUCGUACAAAGGUGUAUUGUUUUUAAAAUGUGUUGAAAUGUAGCCUAGUAGGCAUACUAGUGGGAUAGUCCCUCGGGCUCUUGGGUAUGACAUUUAAAAAUGUGCUUAAAAGAUUGACUUAGGCUACAUGGGGUUUUAGUACAAAAACGGCAAAAGCAUUUCUUGACAGCGGAUUGCAGUAAUUCUUUUGUAAGGAAACCAAUACCUAAAUAUCUAAAAACAAAGAAUAUCAAUAUCUAAAUAUGUAAAUAGUUAGGCCUAUUUCACUUUGUAAAUGAGGCAACAUUAGGCCUAUGUGAUCAUUUGUCCACGCUUUAGGAAAUAAUUUCGAUUUCAAACUUAAAGAUAUGUAGCCCUAGGCCUAGGCCUAGGCCUAUAUAUCACUCAUUUGAACCCUCUGAAGGCCUAACUAGAAACCAUGUGCCAUUAGUAAAAUUGCAGGAGAGCAUUUUCCAUCGAAAAACAACACUUCAAAAACAUAAAUGCUUUUAAAUUGAUUUUUAUUAUUUUCAAUAUGUGUAGCUAUGGCACAGCUUCCAGCCUAACAGACUGGAGUUGGAGUGUAAUCUCUCUUCCAUAUUGAUACUGUCGAGUGACGCUCUAGUGGUACUGUCUGCCGAGAGCGGACACAACGACAGCCAGGAACUUCUGGAAGGCUUCCUGAGUAUCAGCACUGAAACCGGCGGGACCGAGCUUGGCGGCCACGCACACGGUGAUGCAGUCGGCGAGGAGCUGUGGAGAGGGGACCGUAAAAUAACCACAUGGAAAAUGAAAUAUUGCCAUAAGCUUUACAUUGGCUCAUAACGCUAUUUAAUGCAUUUUUUGUUGCUAAAGUUUAAUACUCACCCUGAAGUUAUCGGGAUCCACGUGCAGUUUCUCCGAGUGCAUCACACUCAUUGCAGUAUAGGUGUUUUUGAUGUCAUCCAGGUUCUGCACAGCUCUGUCCAGUCCGUGCAUCACGGUCUUUCCGUGUUUGGCAACAGCGGGGUUACUCAUGAUGGCAGCGGGUGUGGACAGGUUGUCGAAGGUGCUGAAGUGCCUCUGAGUCCAUGGAGAUACGAUCAGAAGUCUAAAAAUAAAUAAAACAGGCUGCAAUUACAAUUAUACUUCACAAUCAAUAAGGUCUGUAUCGCACCAAAAGUGAACACCGCGAUAUCCUAUUGCGCAAAUAGUGCUAUAUAGCCUAUGUAGCCUAUUAUCGUGUUUUUUAUUUAAUUUAUUUUUUUCACCUUUAUUUAACCAGGUAAGCCAGUUGAGAACAAGUUCUCAUUUACAACUGCGACCUGGCCAAGAUAAAGCAUAGCAGUGCGAUAAAAACAACAACACCGAGUUACAUAUGGGGUAAAAAAAACAUAAAGUCAAAAAAUACAACAGAAAAUAUAUAUACAGUGUGUGCAAAUGUAGCAAGUUAUGGAGGUAAGGCAAUAAAUAGGCUAUAGUGCAAAAUAAUUACAAUUAGUAUUAACACUGGAAUGCUAGAUGUGCAAGAGAUUAUGUGCAAAUAGAGAUACUGGGGUGCAAAUUAGCAAAAUAAAUAACAAUAUAGGGAUGAGGUAGUUGGGUGGGCUAAUUUCAGAUGGGCUGUGUACAGGUGCAGUGAUCGGUAAGGUGCUCUGACAACUGAUGCUUAAAGUUAGUGAGGGAGAUAAGAGUCUCCAGCUUCAGAGAUUUUUGCAAUUCGUUCCAGUCAUUGGCAGCAGAGAACUGGAAGGAAUGGCGGCCAAAGGAGGUGUUGGCUUUGGGAAUGACCAGUGAGAUAUACCUGCUGGAGCGCAGACUACGGGUGGGUGCUGCUAUGGUGACCAAUGAGCUAAGAUAAGGUGGGGAUUUGCCUAGCAGUGAUUUAUAGAUGGCCUGGAGCCAGUGGGUUUGACGACGGACAUGUAGUGAGGACCAGCCAACAAGAGCGUACAGGUCACAGUGGUGGGUAGUGUAUGGGGCUUUGGAGACAAAACGAAUGGCACUGUGAUAGACUACAUCCAAUUUGCUGAGUAGAGUGUUGGAGGCUAUUUUGUAAAUGACAUCGCCGAAGUCAAGGAUCGGUAGGAUAGUCAGUUUUACGAGGGCAUGUUUGGCAGCAUGAGUGAAGGAGGCUUUGUUGCGAAAUAGGAAGCCGAUUCUAGAUUUAACUUUGGUGGAUUGGAGAUUCUUAAUGUGAGUCUGGAAGGAGAGUUUACAGUCUAACCAAACACCUAGGUAUUUGUAGUUGUCCACAUACUCUAGGUCAGACCCGUCGAGAGUGGUGAUUCUAGUCGGGUGGGCGGGUGCCAGCAGCGUUCGAUUGAAGAGCAUGCAUUUCGUUUUACUAGUGUUUAAGAGCAGUUGGAGGCUACUGAAGGAGUGUUGUAUGGCAUUGAAGCUCGUUUGGAGGUUUGUUAACACAGUGUCCAAUGAAGGGCCAGAUGUAUACAACAUGGUGUCGUCUGCGUAGAGGUGGAUCUGAGAGUCACCAGCAGCAAGAGCGACAUCAUUGAUAUACACGGAGAAAAGAGUCGGCCCAAGAAUUGAACCCUGUGGCACCCCCAUAGAGACUGCCAUAGGUCCAGACAACAGGCCCUCCGAUUUGACACACUGAACUCUAUCUGAGAAGUAGUUGGUGAACCAGGCGAGGCAGUCAUUUGAGAAACCAAGGCUAUUUAGUCUGCCAAUAAGAAUGCGGUGGUUGACAGAGUCGAAAGCCUUGGCCAGGUCGAUGAAGACGGCUGCACAGUACUGUCUAUUAUCGAUCGCGGUUAUAAUAUCGUUUAGGACCUUGAGCGUGGCUGAAGUGCACUCAUGACCAGCUCGGAAACCGGAUUGUAUAGCGGAGAAGGUACGGUGGGAUUCGAAAUGGUCGGUGAUCUGUUUGUUAACUUGGCUUUCAAAUACUUUCGAAAGGCAGGGCAGGAUGGAUAUAGGUCUGUAACAGUUUGGAUCUAGAGUGUCACCCCCUUUGAAGAGGGGGAUGACCGUGGCAGCUUCCAAUCUCUGGGGAUCUCAGACGUUACGAAAGAGAGGUUGAACAGACUAGUAAUAGUGGUUGCGACAAUUUCGGCUGCUAGUUUUAGAAAGAAAGGGUCCAGAUUGUCUAGCCCAGCUGAUUUGUAGGGGUCCAGAUUUUGCAGCUCUUUCAGAACACCAGCUGUCUGAAUUUGUGUGAAGGAGAAGCCGGGGGGGGGGGGGGGGGGGGCAUGGGCAAGUUGCAGCGGAGGGUGCAGAGUUGGUGGCCGGGGUAGUGGUAGCCAGGUCGAAACCAUGGCCAGCCGUAGCAAAAUGCUUGUUGAAAUUCUCGAUUAUUGUAGACUUAUCGGUGGUGAUAGUGUUUCCUAGCCUCAGUGCAGUGGGCAGCUGGGAGGAAGUGCUCUCAUUCUCCAUGGACUUUACAGUGUCCCAAAACUUUUUGGAGUUAGUGCUACAGGAUGCAAAUUUCUGUUUGAAAAAGUUAGCCUUUGCUUUCCUGACUGCUUGUGUAUAUUGGUUCCUAACUUCCCUGAAAAGUUGCAUAUCGCGGGGGCUAUUUGAUGCUAAUGCAGUACGCCACAGGAUGUUUUUGUGCUGGUCAAGGGCAGUCAAGUCUGAGGAGAACCAGGGGCUAUAUCUGUUCUUAGUUCUGUAUUUUUUGAAUGGGGCAUGUUUAUUUAAGAUUGAGAGGAAAUUACUUUUAAAGAACAACCAGGCAUCCUCUACUGACGGAAUGAGAUCUAUAUCCAUCCAGGAUACCUGGGCCAGGUCAAUUAGGAAGGCCUGCUCGCUAAAGUGUUUUAGGGAGCGUUUGACAGUGAUGAGGGGUGGUCGUUUGACCGCGGACCCGUUACGGACGCAGGCAGUAAGGCAGUGAUCGCUGAGAUCCUGGUUGAAGACAGCAGAGGUGUAUUUAGAGGGUAAGUUAGUCAGGAUGAUAUCUAUGAGGGUACCCAUGUUUACGGAUUUAGGGUUGUACCUGGUAGGUUCGUUGAUAAUUUGCGUGAGAUUGAGGGCAUCUAGUUUGGAUUGUAGGAUGGCCGGGUUAUUAAGCAUAUCCCAAUUUAGGUCACCAAGCAAUACGAACUCUGAGGAUAAAUGGGGGGCAAUCAAUUCACAUAUGGUGUCCAGGGCACAGCUGGGGGCUGAGGGGGGUCUGUAGCAAGCAGCUAUUUCUGGAAAGGUGGAUUUUUAGAAGUAGAAGCUCAAAUUGUUUGGGCACAGACCUGGAUAGUAUGAUAGAGCUCUGCAGGCUAUCUCUACAGUAGAUUGCAACUCCACCCCCUUUGGCAGUUCUAUCUAGACGGAAAAUGUUAUAGUUGGGGAUGGAAAUUUCUGAAUUUUUGGUGGCCUUCCUAAGCCAGGAUUCAGACACUGCUAGAACAUCAGGGUUGGCGGAGUGUGCUAACGCAGUGAAUAAUUCAAACUUAGGAAGUAGACUUCUGAUAUUUACAUGCAGGAAACCAAGGCUUUUGCGAUUACAGAUGUCAGCAAAUGAUAGCUCCUGGGGAGAAGGAGUGAUACUGAGGGCUGCAGGGCCUGGGUUAGCCUCUACAUCACCGGAGGAACAGAGGAGGACUAGAAUAAGGAUACGGCUAAAGGCUUUAAGAACUGGUCUUCUAGUGCGUUGGGUACAUAGAAUAAAGGGGGCAGAUUUCCGGGCGUUGUAGAAAAGAUUCAAUGCAUUAUGUACAGACAACGAUAUGGAAGGAUAUGAGUAAAGUGGAGGUAAACCUAAGCGUUGGGUAACAAUGAAAGAGAUAGCAUCACUGGAGGCACCAAUUGAGUCGGUCUCCGCAUUUAUGGGGGGUGGGACAAAGGAGCUAUCUAAGGCAGGUUUAGCUGGGCUGGGGGAUCUACAGUGAAAUAGUACAAUUAGAAAUAACCGAAACAACAAUAAGCUAACCAUAUUGAGAUGGGAGAGAGGCAUAAAGCAAUCACAGGUGUAAUUUGAGAGAGCUAAGACAACAGCUGGUAAUGACGACACAGUUUGGGCUGGGGCUAAACAUAAACAGGAUGCGGUACCGUAAAAAGGAACAGUCCAGCAGACAUCAGCUGUAUAGCUGAGUUAUCAUAAGGUCCGGUGAACAGCAGUAGGAUAGUUCGGAGGUAGUUCGGGGGUUGCUAAAGCACUAGCGAGCAAGAGGCCAUGGUGAGCGUGUGCUAGCGGGCCGGGGCUAGCAGAUGGAAUCUUCGUGGUCGACGUCGUAACGGGAAGCCUGUUGUAACCACAUCAGACGAUUUCGUCGGCAGACCAGUCGUGUAGGAUCAGCGGGGCUCCGUGUCAACACUAGGUGGUCCCGUCCGGUUGACAGAGAGGUAGAUAGCCGGGAGAUGGGCCUAGCUCAGGAUGAUUAGCCAGACCACAACGUCCAUUUUGUUGCAGCUAGCUGGUAGCGAUGAAUCCGGAGUUAAAGGUCCAGUGAUUCAGUGAUUCCGGCAGAAAAACUGAUAUGUCCUGGGUCGAUAACGCGCUGUGCAGACAGUGCUGACUGGCCGAAUAAUAGUCCAGACUAGAGCUGGCUGGUGGGUGGUGCAGGCCACAGACAAUGGUGAAAAACCGCUAACGGUAGCUGAUAGCAAGUAGCUAGUUAGCUGGCUACUCCCGUCCGGUAGACCUAGAGGUAGAUAUGAGCCUGGCUCUAGGCUAGCUCGAGGCUAACUGGUGCUUGCAUCGGGGGCAGUGGUAAUUAGCCAGACAGCAACAUCCAUUCGGUUGCGGCUAGCUAGUUGCGAUCCGGUGAUUAAUGUCCAGUGAUUCAAUUAUUCCCGCAGAAAAAUCCAAUGUUCUGGGUGAAAUACCGCUAACUGUGGCUAAUAGCAAGUAGCUAGUUAGCUGGCUAGCUAGUUUCAACUGGAGAUUUUAGAUAAAAGGUAAGUCAAUAAUAGAGGUUGCAGGAAAGUAUAUUUUGUAGAAGGAUGAAAAGUCUGAUAGGGAAAUAUGUACGAAAAAAACAAAACAAAAACAGGGUAUUUACAGGCUAUUUACAGACACACGACAAAAACAGGACUGCACUACUACACCAUCUUGGAUAUUUAAUGAUAUCUAAAUCAAUAUUACAAUACUGUACCUGGCCAGGGCCUGGGGUCCGAUCUCAUCCACGCUGAUCUUUCCCCACAGGCCUACGAUGGCACUGCGCUCAGCAUUUAGGCGUUGCCAAUUCAAAUUAUUACGGAUCGAAUAAACAGGUAAUGAUUAGCCUUCAUAAACACAUGCAUACUUAAUGAUGCAAUCGAACAUAAUUUCAAAAAGUAAAAUGUAUAGACCAAUAAAGGAUUUUGGUUCCUUUAGCCCUAAAUUCUCUUUUAAUUUAUCGUUGUAAUAUUUACAUUGAAUUGUAAUAUUAUCUUUGUAAAAUGCUAAUUAUUAAUGUAAGUGUUUAUUUAGGGUCUUGUUUAAAAAAUAAAAACCUAGAUUGGGUGUAAACUAUUGAAGAAAGAGCAUGACUAAAAAUGUGUGUUAUCUUCAUAUUCAGAGGGCCCCACCCAUUUGAUAGUUCCAUAUUUCUGGUAUUUUUUAAUGAUGAAUCGAAAUGUCAGUUGGGGAAAAGCCGUUGUUGUACAGGCUAGCCUUCAUCAGGGGAAUUGCAUGAUACUUUUUAACUGGACACUACUCAAUUUGAAUAUUAGCCUAUUUCAUUCAAUGAAAGUGUAAAGCUUUUUGUUUAAUUCCUCUGAAAUAAAAUGCAUGUAGCCUACAUAUUGUUAAAUGUUUUGUGAUAGCAUGAAAACGUGAUUUUGUACAUGGUGGAAAAACCCUUGUUGGCAAUCACACAGGUCAGACGUUUCUUGUAGUUGGCCACCAGGUUUGCCCACAUCUCAGGAGGGAUUUUGUUCCACUCCUCUUUGCAGAUAUUCUCCAAGUCAUUAAGGUUUCAAGGCUGACAUUUGGCAACUCGAACCUUCAGCUCCCUCCACAGAUUUUCUAUGGGAUUAACGUGUGGAGACUGGCUAGGCCACUCCAGGACCUUAAUGUGCUUCUUCUUGAGCCACUCCUUUGUUGCCUUAGCCGUGUGUUUUGGGUCAUUGUCAUGCUGGAAUACCCAUCCACGACCCAUUUUCAAUGCCCUGGCUGAGGGAAGGAGGUUCUCACCCAAGAUUUGACGGCCCCGUCCAUCGUCCCUUUGAUGCGGUGAAAUUGUCCUGUCCCCUUCUUGGUGACUAUGGUCUCAGAUGCCUUGAGAUCAUUGACAAGAUCCUCCCGUGUAGUUCUGGGCUGAUUCCUCACCGUUCUCAUGAUCAUUGCAACUCCACGAGGUGAGAUCUUGCAUGGAGCCCCAGGCCGAGGGAGAUUGACAGUUAUUUUGUGUUUCUUCCAUUUGCGAAUAAUCGCACCAACUGCUUGGCGAUGGUCUUGUAGCCCAUUCCAGCCUUGUGUAGGUCUACAAUCUUGUUCCUGACAUCCUUGGAGAGCUCUUUGGUCUUGGCCAUGGUGGAGAGUUUGAAAUCUGAUUGAUUGAUUGCUUCUGUGGACAGGUGUCUUUUUUACAGGUAACAGGCUGAGAUUAGGAGCACUCCCUUUAAGAGUGUGCUCCUAAUCUCAGCUCGUUACCUGUAUAAAAGACACCUGGGAUCCAGAAAUCUUUCUGAUUGAGAGGGGGUCAAAUACUUAUUUCCCUCAUUAAAAUGCAAAUAGACUGAUCAUUUCUUUGUCAGUGGUUAAACGUACAAAAUCAGCAGGGGAUCAAAUACUUUUUUCCCUCACUGUAGGUGGAUAAACGGACAAGACGCAGCUAUGAGUCUCUCAGCCAAGGACAAAGCCAAGGUGAAGGCCAUCUGGGGCAAGAUCCUCCCUAAAUCCGAUGAGAUUGGAGAACAGGCUCUUUCCAGGUAAUUACAUAACGAUGUAUGAUAAAUUAUAGACUAGUGACAUGUAGGCUGUUCAAAUUAUUAACACAGAAUUCCUCAGUCAAUUUGAAAGCUAUAAAUGCUUAGCCUACUCUAGAACCUAAAAGGGUUGUUCAGCUGUCCCUAUAGGAUAACGCAUUGAAUAACCAUUUUUGGUUCGAGGUAGAGAACCCUUUUGGUUCCAGGUAGAACCCUUUUGGAACCCUUUUUCUAAGAGUGUAUGUCGGCGAAGAAAGGGCGGGAGCCCCGACCGUGUGAAUGAUUAUUGAAUAUUCAUUUUGGCUCACCUGAUUUCUAAUGUCCACGACAGGAUGGUGGUUGUCUACCCCCAGACCAAGGCCUACUUCUCCCACUGGGCUUCCGUGGCCCCCGGUUCCGCUCCAGUGAAGAAGCACGGCAUCACCAUCAUGAAUCAGAUCGAUGAAUGUGUAGGCAACAUGGACAAUCUCGUUGAUUUCUUGUCCAAGCUCAGUGAACUGCACGCCACCAAGCUGAGGGUGGACCCCACCAACUUCAAGGUAAGAGAAUAAGACUGGAAAGAACACACACCAAAAUAGGAGAUUUUACCUGUGUGAAUGUGAAAUAAUCUAUUUCCCUUUUCAUUUGCAGAUCCUGGCUCACAACCUGAUUGUGGUCGUUGCCGCCUACUUCCCUGCGGAAUUCACCCCCGAGAUCCAUCUGUCCGUGGACAAGUUCCUGCAGCAACUAGCUCUGGCCCUGGCGGAGAAGUACCGCUAAACGGGAGUUCAGCUGUCAAGCUGUCAUCCGAGGCAUAAUGUCCAUCCAAUAUUGACACACUGACAAUGUCUUGUGAUAUAUAUUGUCGGCUACAUUUGGAUUCUCUUGUAGAAUGGAUUUGUCACGUCAACUAUAAAAUAAAGUUAACAGCCUAUUUCACAUUGUUUCAAGGGCAUUUCAUAAAAUUAUGCACUUCACAAUGAAUUAUAUUUUUACUCCACUUUUGCAUACACCUUGACAUUAAAAUGUCCUAAAUGAAUGUGCCUGAGACCAAUAUGUUGUGGCCAGACAUUAAUCUUCAUUGUCAUAUAGCAGGAUAGCAUGAUUGAUUUCCCUGCUGUAACUGGCCAAAUAACUACACAAGGCCAUUUACGUAACUUUAACGGGAUGCGUUCUAAAUUAAAUGGGGAAAUCUUGGGAACUUUCCCUGAAGUUGACUGCAACAUAACAACCUUAUUUGAUAUCUUGCGUCAGUCUUAGAUCAUAUAGUUUGGACACAGAUAUUUGUAUAGGCUAUUUUCCAUAUUUUCAUAAAACAUUUGAAACAAUCAGGACUCAAACAACGUCUUUUUAGGAUGUAAGAUAUCUUUAAGAUGUAAGAUGACAGCACUGUGACAUUUUAAAAAACAUUUCUUAUUUGAAGAAGGCAAUUCAUUAUCAGUGAGUGUUGUGUGAGAGAUGGCUGAGAUUUCAGUGUCUUAAAGAUGACUUCCUACAGGCCGAGCCUACUGGCCAGGUAAUAAGAUACAGCUUUGGCCACACAUCAGCCAUCUUUCCAAGAAGCAUCCACUGCAGUGAAAAAAACCUAGUGGUCAAACAAGGAAAUGGUUCCAAUUUAAAAUAAGGGCUGUGUUUCGCGUAAGCUUACUCUGGCGUGACGUUUUGAUAACUGUGUAAAUCUCUCUAGGACAAGGUGACUUUUAUCAAUAUAUUCACCUGUAUUUAUCCUCCCAAAAUGAAAUGCUGAUUAGCUGCUAAUGUGGCUAUCAUAAAGAACUACAAAUGACAUAAUGAUCUGGACGAGACUGCCGAAUCAAGGCGAAUGUAAGAAUCUCUGGAUUAACUAGCUAAUGUUUGUUGUUUUUUUGUUUGUUUUUAGGGGGUAGAUCAGCUUUAAUAUUUCAGAUAGAUUGUAACUUCCAUCAAUGUAAUUGUCUGCAUAAUUUCCAAUCCCCCAUAUGUUUUUUUCUCUCGCAAAUAUAUAUAUAUAUAUAUAUAUAUAUAUAUAUAUAUAUAUAUACAGUGGGGAGAACAAGUAUUUGAUACACUGCCGAUUUUGCAGGUUUUCCUACUUACAAAGCAUGUAGAGGUCUGUAAUUGUUAUCAUAGGUACACUUCAACUGUUUUUUGAGCAGUGUAUAAUUUAUAAAAGGAUAUGUGUGUGUGUGUAUGGAGGUAUGUACAGUGGGGGAAAAAAGUAUUUAGUCAGCCACCAAUUGUGCAAGUUCUCCCACUUAAAAAGAUGAGAGAGGCCUGUAAUUUUCAUCAUAUGUACACGUCAACUAUGACAGACAAAAUGAGAAAAACAAUUCCAGAAAAUCACAUUGUAGGAUUUUUAAUGAAUUUAUUUGCAAAUUAUGGUGGAAAAUAAGUAUUUGGUCACCUACAAACAAGCAAGAUUUCUGGCUCUCACAGACCUGUAACUUCUUCUUUAAGAGGCUCCUCUGUCCUCCACUCGUUACCUGUAUUAAUGGCACCUGUUUGAACUUGUUAUCAGUAUAAAAGACACCUGUCCACAACCUCAAACAGUCACACUCCAAACUCCACUAUGGCCAAGACCAAAGAGCUGUCAAAGGACACCAGAAACAAAAUUGUAGACCUGCACCAGGCUGGGAAGACUGAAUCUACAAUAGGUAAGCAGCUUGGUUUGAAGAAAUCAACUAUGGGAGCAAUUAUUAGGAAAUGGAAGACAUACAAGACCACUGAUAAUGUCCCUCGAUCUGGGGCUCCACGCAAGAUCUCACCCCGUGGGGUCAAAAUGAUCACAAGAAUGGUGAGCAAAAAUCCCAAAACCACACGGGGGGACCUAGUGAAUGACCUGCAGAGAGCUGGGACCAAAGUAACAAAGCCUACCAUCAGUAACACACUACGCCGCCAGGGACUCAAAUCCUGCAGUGCCAGACGUGUCCCCCUGCUUAAGCCAGUACAUGUCCAGGCCCGUCUGAAGUUUGCUAGAGUGCAUUUGGAUGAUCCAGAAGAGGAUUGGGAGAAUGUCAUAUGGUCAGAUGAAACCAAAAUAUAACUUUUUGGUAAAAACUCAACUCGUCGUGUUUGGAGGACAAAGAAUGCUGAGUUGCAUCCAAAGAACACCAUACCUACUGUGAAGCAUGGGGGUGGAAACAUCAUGCUUUGGGGCUGUUUUUCUGCAAAGGGACCAGGACGACUGAUCCGUGUAAAGGAAAGAAUGAAUGGGGCCAUGUAUCGUGAGAUUUUUUAGUGAAAACCUCCUUCCAUCAGCAAGGGCAUUGAAGAUGAAACGUGGCUGGGUCUUUCAGUAUGACAAUGAUCCCAACCACACCGUCCGGGCAUCGAAGGAGUGGCUUCGUAAGAAGCAUUUCAAGGUCCUGGAGUGGCCUAGCCAGUCUCCAGAUCUCAACUCCAUAGAAAAUAUUUGGAGGGAGUUGAAAGUCCAUGUUGCCCAGCGACAGCCCCAAAACAUCACUGCUCUAGAGAAGAUCUGCAUGGAGGAAUGGGCCAAAAUACCAGCAACAGUGUGUGAAGACCUUGUGAAGACUUACAGAAAUCGUUUGACCUGUGUCAUUGCCAACAAAGGGUAUAUAACAAAGUAUUGACAAACUUUUGUCAUUGACCAAAUACUUAUUUUCCACCAUAAUUUGCAAAUAAAUUCAUUAAAAAUCCUACAAUGUGAUUUUGUGGAUUUUUUUUUCUCAUUUUGUCUGUCAUAGUUGACGUGUACCUAUGAUGAAAAUUACAGGCCUCUCUCAUCUUUUUAAGUGGGAGAACUUGCACAAUUGGUGGCUGACUAAAUACUUUUUUCCCCCACUGUAUAUACACUGCUCAAAAAAAUAAAGGGAACACUUAAACAACACAUCCUAGAUCUGAAUGAAUGAAAUAAUCUUAUUAAAUACUUUUUUCUUUACAUAGUUGAAUGUGCUGACAACAAAAUCACACAAAAAUUAUCAAUGGAAAUCAAAUUUAUCAACCCAUGGAGGUCUGGAUUUGGAGUCACCCUCAAAAUUAAAGUGGAAAACCACACUACAGGCUGAUCCAACUUUGAUGUAAUGUCCUUAAAACAACUCAAAAUGAGGCUCAGUAGUGUGUGUGGCCUCCACGUGCCUGUAUGACCUCCCUACAAUGCCUGGGCAUGCUCCUGAUGAGGUGGCGGAUGGUCUCCUGAGGGAUCUCCUCCCAGACCUGGACAGUCUGUGGUGCAACGUGGCGUUGGUGGAUGGAGCGAGACAUGAUGUCCCAGAUGUGCUCAAUUGGAUUCAGGUCUGGGGAACGGGCGGGCCAGUCCAUAGCAUCAAUGCCUUCCUCUUGCAGGAACUGCUGACACACUCCAGCCACAUGAGGUCUAGCAUUGUCUUGCAUUAGGAGGAACCCAGGGCCAACCGCACCAGCAUAUGGUCUCAUAAGGGGUCUGAUGAUCUCAUCUCGGUACCUAAUGGCAGUCAGGCUACCUCUGGCGAGCACAUGGAGGGCUGUGUGGCCCCCCAAAGAAAUGCCACCCCACACCAUGACUGACCCACCGCCAAACCGGUCAUGCUGGAGGAUGUUGCAGGCAGCAGAACGUUCUCCACGGCGUCUCCAGACUCUGUCACGUCUGUCACGUGCUCAGUGUGAACCUGCUUUCAUCUGUGAAGAGCACAGGGCGCCAGUGGCGAAUUUGCCAAUCUUGGUGUUCUCUGGCAAAUGCCAAACGUCCUGCACAGUGUUGGGCUGUAAGCACAACCCCCACCUGUGGACGUCGGGCCCUCAUACCACCCUCAUGGAGUCUGUUUCUGACCGUCUGAGCAGACACAUGCACAUUUGUGGCCUGCUGGAGGUCAUUUUGCAGGGCUCUGGCAGUGCUCCUCCUGCUCCUCCUUGCACAAUGGCGGAGGUAGCGGUCCUGCUGCUGGGUUGUUGCCCUCCUACGGCCUCCUCCACGUCUCCUGAUGUACUGGCCUGUCUCCUGGUAGCGCCUCCAUGCUCUGGACACUACGCUGACAGACACAGCAAACCUUCUUGCCACAGCUCGCAUUGAUGUGCCAUCCUGGAUGAGCUGCACUACCUGAGCCACUUGAGUGGGUUGUAGACUCCGUCUCAUGCUACCACUAGAGUGAAAGCACCGCCUGCAUUCAAAAGUGUCCAAAACAUCAGCCAGGAAGCAUAGGAACUGAGAAGUGGUCUGUGGUCACCACCUGCAAAACCAGUCCUUUAUUGGGGGUGUCUUGCUAAUUGCCUAUAAUUUCCCCCUGUUGUCUAUUCCAUUUGCACAACAGCAUGUGAAAUGUAUUGUCAAUCAGUGUUGCUUCCUAAGUGGACAGUUUGAUUUCACAGAAGUGUGAUUGAUUGGAGUUACAUUGUGUUGUUUAAGUGUUCCCUUUAUUUUUUUUGAGAAGUGUAUUUCCCUUCAUUACUUUCCAACCCCACCACCCCUACGCCAAUUGGAGUAAGCUAGUGAACAACAACGCUUAGGCCUCUACUUCCAGCCCAUACAUACUAUAUACAUUUCAUGGACACAGUCAAAUUCUACAAUAAAUAUAUUUUGUUUGUUUUUACUCCUGAACUUCCUCCGAUCAUUUUCAUGAUGUCCAUCUGGUUUGCUUCUAAAUGCCAUAUUUUUCUAACUGUGCUCUUUCACAAAAGCUCUUAACCUAUAACCUAUAUACUUAUUAUGGACACAGUAUGCUUUACAUUAGUUAUCUUGUUGUUAUUAGUUGUUGUUAUUAGUCCCAUCCUUCAGCUCCAUUCAACACCUCCCAUCUAUCUCUUAACACCAUCCAUAUUGGAUUUCUAUUUGCCAUAUAUUUUUCAACUGUACUGUGAUGUUUUACAAAAGUUCUGAACCUUUCUAUUCUCAUUGUUUCUACAGAUCAUAAAUUGAAAAUAAACAUUUUUGUUAAAAGUAUUAUUACCCCCAAUCCCUAGGCCCCCGAGAGGCCAGGACCCAUCCAUCGAAAACAGCACACAGUGCCACCCACAAAACAGAAGCAGGUCAACCGCCAAAAGCAUUUCCAAUGCUCUCACCUCAAUAUAUAUAUAUAUAUCUAUUAAAAAAUAUAUAUCCAUUCAAAUAUCUUGCGUAUCUUAUUUUCCUUCAUUAAUGAUUAAUAUGCAUAAUAAUGUUGGCAGUUCAUGCGUAGGAUUUUAACCUAUAACCCGGAUUGCCAUUGUAUUACAUUACAUUUUUGACAAGCAAUUAUUAUUUUAGCAAACAAUUAUUGUGGUUCAUCCUAUAUUCUCCUUAACAUCCUUACCCCCUUACAACAGAUGUGGGAUAAACAUACAUACUCUAACACACUCAACCCCUUUCCUCCACAAUCAACCAUAAGAUCAGAUGCUCAACGGUUGUUACAUCCCAGAGCCCAACUCUAGAAAGGACCUGAUUUACGAAUGCAUAUACAGUUACAGCUGUUUGAGAAAGCAUGCAAGAUUGAGCAAAAAUGGACAACAAUGUGAGAUCUGAUUUAUCUAUUUAAUCUAUGUCAAGUCCUAGGUGAUGGAGAUCAGAUCCACCCUCUUCACCUGAGACACAAACACUCUGGUACCCCGUUUUUCCCAAGCAUCUCCAUACAGUCAGACCUUUGAUUAUUUUGUGCCACUUGGGCCACAAUAAUAAGCCCCCUCUUUGAUUGUCCAAGUGUGACCCCCUCCCCAUGGGUUACUGCAGCCAGUGUUGCCAGCACUGCCACUACCUGGGUGGGGGUACCCCACCGGAAUCCCCACCGGCUAGUGGCUAGGUACAAGGUCAUCAAGGUUCUCAUUAGCAGCUUUGAGAAUUUCCUUGUGUAUUAUGCUCUCCCAUCAGGGGGCUCUGGCUUUGUAGGACCAACCCUGCCAGGCAGGCUCAGAAUCUUGAGGGGGCGGUGCUGCUAUUGUUCUGUUUAGGUUGCAUAUAGGCAACUCACAGCAGGUCCAUAAAACAGAUGGGGACUUCUCUUUGGGGUAUGGGUCACUCAGGUGGGUGUCUAGGAUAUAAUGUUAGCUAAAUGUAGUAAUUAAUAAAUUGCCUAAAUAUCUUUAAAUUGACUAUUCUAUAAACUGUCUUGUGCAAGUUUUAUUAACUUCCAGUGUAAUGAGAGCGACUUCAUUAAAGUGCUAUGUCACACCUGACAGAUUUCUGCCUGCUUGAACGCCAAUAACUUAGAUACACAUGAAAACAUGAAAUGACCCGGGAAAUCGAUAGAACAUCACUCAGAGAUGCACCAAAACGAAAUAACAUUCAAAAUGGGUGAACCUUUCCUUUAAAUAGUAUGUGAAAUUAGUUGCUCUUAUAAUAACAAUAAAGCAUUAUCUAUUGUACUUUUACAGACUAGCUCUCCAAUUGGGUGAAUAUGUCUUGAGGGCUUCCACCAUGCUUCUGCCAUUUUAAAUUAGGCCUAGUCAAAGUAGUCAACUGGGUGGGAAUUCCUAUGGGUUGUAGCCUCAAUGGCGCUGCUGUCGCAGACGCUAUGAUGGCACAGAUAUGAAGAUGAGUCCUCUAUCUAUCUCUAUGAGUGUGCCUCUUUGAUAACGCCAUGGUAUGUUUGGGUAUCACUUACAUGAAAGGUUGAGAGUGCCCUCUGCUGGAUAUUUGAUUGAGGGGGAAAUUAUCCAAGAACUGCGUCCAAUAAAAAGAAAGUGCAACAAAGUGCCAUAUAGUAACAGCAGACGGCGCUACUAGAUUUGUAACAGGAAUACCUAAUUGGCUGUAUUGUACACAUUUCUGACCAUUUUCCAACUCUACUAAUUUGGGACUCAAUAGGCCUAUGACAAACAUGAAACGUGGCGUAUUGGCUAUUGAAGAUCAUUAUUGUCAGUUUGCACGUGCCCACACACUCAUUUCAAUAACCGUCCUUUAUUGAAAUGAGAGUAUUCGUAAAUAUACAUAGGCCUAUACCCUACAGGCCCAAUAUGCCCAACUCCAAAUCCUCCAUGCCAGUGUGUGGUCUAUAACGAUAUGUUGCUAUGAGUUAAAAGGAAGAUUAAAAUAAAGCUUCAAUAGCAAAUCAUAUUCAAGUGAGUGUGGUACUUGGGGCCCUUGUUAAGGUCAAUGGCAUCAUAAACUUUACCAAGUACCAGGACAUUUUAGCCUGGUUGCCUCUGCCAAGAGGCUGACAUUUGGCCGCAAGUGGAUCUUCCAGCAAGACAAUAACCCCAAGCACACAUCAAAAUUCACAAAGAAAUUGUCAAUUGACCACAAAAUCAACAUUUUGCAAUGGCCAUCUCAGUCUUGGGACUUGAACCCCAUUGAAAACCUGUGGUUUGAAUUAAAGAGGGCAGUCCAGUCCAUAAGAGCAGAUGAAGGAUAUCAAUGAUCUGGAAAGAGUCUAUAUGGAGGAAUGGUCUAAGAUCCCUCCCAAUGUGUUUUCCAUUCUCAUUAAACAUUUGAGAAAAAGGUUAAUUGUCGCUAUCGUCGGAAGGGAAGGGUGCUGCGGUAUUGAAAAUAGGGGUGCCAAUAAUUUUGACCCCUAGAUUUUAGAUUUUUUGAAUAACUUGUUAAACAAAAUCGCUUUCUCUGAGCAAUUCUAUUAGUAAACCUAUAAAAUAAUAGAAUUGUCCAAUUCAUUUUAGCAUACAAUAUAGCUCUGUAUUUGUAUUAUUUAUUUUAUACAGUAUUUUGUGCUCAUCUUUAUCAAAUCAAAUCAAAUUGUAUUUGUCACAUGCGCAGAAUACAACAGGUGUUGACUUUACCGUGAAAUGCUUACCUAUGAGCCCUUUCCCAACAAUGCAGAGUUAAAAAGUAAGAAAAAUGGGUGCCAAUAAUUUUGGACCUGAGUGUAUAUUAUCAAAAGUAAACCUUUCCAUUCACAUUAUAUUAUCUCAGUAAAAUCUGUGACGCUUGGCUUUACAACCUACUACCAUGACCCCACCCAUCGCUGUCUUUAGGGAGGAGUGUUCCGGUAGGCUACUUUAAAAACGGUGCUCAAACAAAGGAUAAGUGCAUAGGAUUCCUUAACCUCCAUUAAGAACCCUGUCAAAGCAACCUCAUAGCCAGCAACAUGGUUGAGUGGACAGACUUUGAGCGCGCCACAAUCCAAAGCAUCUUCUCGAAGAUGGACUACGAUGACGUGGGCCCCGCGGCUCUUUCCAGGUAAGCUACCCUUUAUACCCUAUUUGAUGUCAGCGUUAUGGUGCCUUAAACAUUGUUGCCUACAAAUUACUGGAAUUAGUCAUGUUGUUAUCAGAUUCUUUCGCUUGUUAUAACGCUUUUCAAGACGGGUUCUUAUUUGACACAUGCACGUAAUUUUCGCGUAAUGGACAUCUCCAAACGACAAAAUAAUUGAUUUCUGUAAGUUGAGUGUGAUUCUUGACUGUUUAUUAUUUCUACAGGUGUCUGGUCGUGUACCCCUGGACCCAGAGGUAUUUCGGUAACUUCGGAAACCUGUACAAUGCCGCUGCCAUCCAGGGAAACCCCAUGGUCGCCGCUCACGGAAAGACCGUCCUGCACGGACUGGACCGGGCUGUCAAGAACAUGGAUGACAUCAAGGCCACCUACGCUGAGCUGAGUGUGCUGCACUCCGAGAAACUGCACGUGGAUCCGGACAACUUCAGGGUAAAUUAGUUAUCCUUUUCUACUUCACAAGGUCAUAUUCUACUUGCCUAUCUCAAUGCUGCGCCAGAAUGCAUUUUCUUACAUGUCAAUUUUCUCCUUUCUUUUGCAGCUGCUGGCUGACUGCCUGACUAUUGUCGUUGCUGCGAGGAUGGGUGCUGACUUCACCGCUGAUGUCCAGGGCGCUUUCCAGAAGUUCCUGGCCGUCGUGGUGAGCUCCCUGGGCAGACAGUACCACUAGAGCCCCUCCGCUCAUAGACCGACGACCAUCAGAGUACCAACAAGCGCUGAUAAUUUGUUUAGAGGCACAUGUUAUUCCUUCUACUAAAGCAAAUAAAAUCUUCCGCAAAAUAAUAUUUUUUAUCUGUGCCUUAUUUUUCUUGCAUGAACAUCAAUAUGGUGGCACAUAUGGUAGACCUAAUGCAAUAUGAGCUAAGUGUGUAAAUAUUGCCACCUUGUUAUCAGAUAUUGAUAAUGAGCGAUAUAUACAAAUAUUUGGCAAAUAACUAAAAUAUUUUCCAAUUAACCACGCUGACAUGUUACAUUAGCUGUGCACGAACAAACCAAUGCAUAUAAUAAAUACAACCUUGUGUUUAAUGGUGCAGAAUGGAUACAAUGCGUUAAAUGAUAUCAGGACUGCAAUGAUUAAUUCCUGUUUAAACACACACAAUCAUCUAAUUCAUAAAAGUAAACAGAACUUUUCAUAACAGAUCUGGUAUUCUAUGUUAGGUUAAUGGAUUAGUGUGGCAAGGAAUUGUUGAGUGAUCAAGAGUUUAAACCUAGACUCCCUAGUUGCUACAUAUAUAUAUUUUUGAAUUAAUAAUAUUUACCAUUGAUUCUUAAAGAAUAUGACUUGUAUAUGCCUCAUGAGCUCAGUUCAACUGUCGUACCCCAUCAGAACCCAAAAUACAGGCCUAAGCUUGUUUUAUGCUUUUACUCUGUUUGUAAACAAAGUAAAUGUAAACAAACACUGUAUUGCCUCAAAACAUGGUUAAAACUAUAAUUUUGAUAUCAUGGAUGGGCAGUCCUUGCAUCCAUAGCUCUGUCUAUGCAUUUGAGAGUGGUUAGAUUUCUCCAGGCCCAUCCCUCAGUUUUGUACCAAAACAGAUCGUGACCGCUUUGUUAUUGUUUCAAUUAAGGAUUCUAGCUUUAACCAGAUCAACAUGAGAUACAUUUUUAUUUAUUAAUAACAAUAAAUCAGUUAGUGAAAAGAACCCUAUAAAAUACAAAAUACAUUUAUCAGAACCAUGAUAACUUUACAAAAAGUGUUCAGAUAGGAAUCUAUUCAAGUCAUUGUGUAUUUCAUUUUACAUCAUUUAUAAAUGCAACAUGUAACUUUUCACAUUUUAUGAAAACUUAACCACAUUGGUUUAUCAAAAUACAUUAAUAAUAUGUUACAAUUAUAGCAUGAUCAGCAAAACCAUUAGGCUAUGUUUUAUACGUUUUAUACGUUUUUAUGUGUAUAGAGUUUAGGAAUGUUAUUAAUAAAUAAUAUAAAUCCAUUCAUAAUAUAUAUAUACAUAUAUAUAUAUAUGAGUCCUUAAUUAGCCUAAUUAUCUAAUUAAGCAAUAAGGGCGUCUGCUAAAUGGUAUAUUAUAUUAUUAUAUUAUUAUAAUUAGAGCAGUAAAAAUACAUGUUUUGUCUUACCCAUGGUAUACAGUCUGAUAUACCACGGCUUUCAGCCAAUCAGCAUUCAGGGCUCGAACCACCCAGUUUAUAAUAUAUAUUAUUUUGUUAUGUCAAAUCCUUUUUUCCAUUUUGUUUAUGUGGUCCUAUGUCAAAUAGUUUGUUCAAUCUCGUUCAUCAAUAGCAAGUUCUAAGCGAGCCAUUUGAUUCAUCUAUAGGCUACUAUUUCAACUUUGUUCCUCUUCUCGAUUUUUUUCUUUUUACUUUUUUAACUUUUACUGCUAACUUCUCUGAGGACAGAUUUUUGUGGCAAUGUUUUGUAUAUAGUCUCCAUUUUCUUUAUGAUUACCUUUUUGAGUUUCAAUGUCUUUCAGCCUUGCAAACAGCAACGUAUUUCAUCAUAUCAGGUCCUGUGCUCUACAGCACGACUCAUUAAAAACCAAAGUAAAGACCAAAAAACAUAAAUAUGUGCGUUUGAACAUUUAAUUAUAUUUUAGAUCAAUACAGAGCUGAGCACAGUGCUGAUCAAUGCUGCAAUCCGUCUGGUCUGAUGCCUUCUGCCCACAGUUUAUCGGUACUUCUCAGACAGAGCCCGGCCCACGGCGGCCAGGAACUUGUCCAUGGCCACAUGAGCUUCGGGAUUGAAGUCAUCCGGGAACAAGAUAGCCAGCACCACCAAGAUGUUGUGGGACAAGAUCUACAGGACGAAAGGAAUGGAAAUUAGUACGCUACAUGUUUUAAUAGGCUAUUUUAUUUAAUAAGCAAUGUUGUCCAUUUUACUGUAAAGAGUACCCGAUAUGUUUUUAAUGCAUUUUAACUAUACAUUUUGAUUUGGUGUCAACGCUAAACAAAUUAUUAUAAAUAAUGCUGUGACUGUCCUGACCUUGAAGUUGGCGGGAUCGAUACGCAGCGUGAAGGCAUGCAGCUCGCUGAGGGUGAGGAGACCUGCGGUGAGGUCGUCGAUGCUGGCCACGGCUAAACUGAUGCCUCCCAUGACGGUCCCACCGUGCUUCCUGACUGGGGCAGAGCCGGGGCUCAGGUCCUUCCAGUGGGAGAAGUAGGUCUUGGUCUGGGGGUACACCACCAGCGUCCUACACGGGAAGAAAAAGACAUGUCAAGAAAGAUGGAACGCUAACACCAAAUAGUCUACAUUUUUACUUCAAAAACAGCUAUAAAAUUAGCAGCAAGAUAUCCAUUACCUAGACAGAGCAUCGCAUCCGAUGUCCUCAGCCUUGCCGGCCACCUUGGCCCAGAAGGCCUUGACCAUUGCCUUGUCCUUAGCGGUGAGACUCAUGAUUGUCGUUAAAGACGAUGCUGAAGUAAAAGUUCAGUGAUGAGCUCUUACAAACGAAGCCUUUUUAUAUUAGCCGCGAGCCCCACCCAAUGCAGCCCCACCUCCAAGAUACACAAGAUGCAACAUGCCUUUUGUUAAUUUUCAAUAGGCACAAUGCCUCACAAGUUAUUUCUUUAUUUGCUUGUUUUACUGAACAAAAACACAAGUUGGUACAGUCCUCCAUACAAGACUUACAAAGACAUUGUUAGCACCUUGUGAGCAACACACAAUAUCAAACACAAAACACACAGGGUAGAGAUGGAUAAAAAUUAUGAAAAAAAAGAAGAAAUACAUGAUUAUCACAGUCAUUGAAGUCCACAAAGAUAUUUAGUAUUAGAGAUGUGUUGAGAGUUUUUUUUAUGCUGGUAGUUUUCACAAGGGAGUUAGUCAUAUAUAUAUUUUAAUUUAAUACAAAAUAAUUCAAUAUUAGUUUAUUUAUUUAUUUAUCCCUCUGGCUUUAUGGUAUUUACCCAAAAAAUAGAAAAGUCUAAUUGUAUUGUCAAUGGCUAAAUUGCCUGUAUCAUGAGUAAGAAAUAGAAGCCUGUACUCAGAAAUAUGGAAAAGUUAAGACAAGUUUAACGGUAGAGAUUGUUCCAAAAUAGAUUGGAAUAGUGCAAUUAUAAAAAUGAAUAUUAUAUGGAUUCGAGCUUACUAGCACAGAAUAAACAUAGAGGUGAAAUAUCAAUUAAUUUGUUUAGAAAUGUAUUACAAGGAUAAAAAUGAUGUAAUAUCUUAGUAGGCUAUGUAGUAUAUCUUAGUAAUAUAUUAAUAUCGUAGUUAUAUCUUAGUAAUAUCUGACUAUAGGCAUACACAGAGUUAGUUGAAAACUGUUUCUCAGACAAAGUCAUUGAAUCCCCACCAAGUGUAAUUGAUGUGCAAUAGGUCUAUCACUUCAGAUAGUAGGCAUAUUACACAUUUUUUGCAUAUGUUUAGAACUGUAUAUUUCCCCACUAUUUUUGGCUUAUUUUUGUUAAUAUUUCAAAUAAUGUUAAUGUAAUAAUUGUUAUGUAACCUAAUACUUUAAUUAAUGAUUUCAUAAUUUAUUUUAGGACAGUAUAUUCUUGUCAAAUUGCUUUUAAACAUAUAUGGUAAACAGUAAACCUUCACAUUAUUAUCUCAGUAAAAUCUGUGACUCUUGGCUUAUACAGCCCCCUACCAUGACCCCACCCAUCGCUGUCUUUGGGGAGGAGCGUUCCGAUCCUUUUAAAAACGCUGCUCAAACGAAGACCAAGUGUAUAUGAUUCCUUAGCCUCUGUGAAAGAAACUUCAACAGCUAGCAACAUGGUUGAGUGGACAGACUUUGAGCGCGCCACCAUUCAGAGCAUCUUCGGGAAGAUGGACUACGAUGACGUGGGCCCCGCGGCUCUUUCCAGGUAGGCUACAACUUUUAUACCUUACACGUAUUUGAUUUCAGAAUGAUGGUGCGUUUAACACUGUGGUCUACAAAUUAUUGGAAUUAGUCAUGUUAUUAUCAGAUUAGUAUGCGCUUGUUAUUUUGAUUUUCAAGAGGGAUUCGUAUUUGAGACAGGUGUGUAAUUAACGCAUAAUUGACAUCUCCAAAUGACACAUUAAUUGAUUUCCGUAAAUUGUGUGUAUGCAGACAUCACGUUUGUGUAAUUAUUGACUGUUUAUUAUUUCUACAGGUGUCUGGUCGUGUACCCCUGGACCCAGAGGUAUUUCGGUAACUUUGGAAACCUGUACAACGCAGCUGCCAUCCAGGGAAACCCCAAGGUAGCCGCUCACGGAAAGACCGUCUUGCACGGACUGGACCGGGCUGUCAAGAACAUGGAUGACAUCAAGGCCACCUACGCCGAGCUGAGUGUGCUGCACUCCGAGAAACUGCACGUAGAUCCCGACAACUUCAGGGUAAAUUAGUUAUAAUUUUCUACUUCACACAAGGUCACAUUCUACUUGCCUAUCUAUUACAAUAGUGUGUCCAUUUUCUCCUUUCUUUUGCAGCUGCUGGCUGACUGCCUGACUAUUGUCGUUGCUGCGAGGAUGGGUGCUGACUUCACCGCUGAUGUCCAGGGCGCUUUCCAGAAGUUCCUGGCCGUCGUGGUGAGCUCCCUGGGCAGACAGUACCACUAGAGCCCCUCCGCUCAGAGACCGACGACCAUCAGAGUACCAACAAGCGCUGAUCAUUUGUUUAGAGGCACAUGUUGUUCCUUCUACUAAAGCAAAUAAAAUCUUCCGCAAAAGAAUAUUUUUUUAUCUGUGCCUUAUUUUUGUUGCAUGAACAUCAAUAUGGUGGCACAUAUGGUAGACUAAUGCAAUAUGAGCUAAGUGUGUAAAUAUUGCCACCUUGUUAUCAGAUAUUGAUAAUGAGCGAUAUAUACAAAUAUUUGGCAAAUAACUAAAAUAUUUUCCAAUUAACCACGCUGACAUGUUACAUUAGCUGUGCACGAACAAACCAAUGCAUAUAAUAAAUACAACCUUGUGUUUAAUGGUGCAGAAUGGAUACAAUGCGUUAAAUGAUAUCAGGACUGCAAUGAUUAAUUCCUGUUUAAACACACACAAUCAUCUAAUUCAUAAAAGUAAACAGAACUUUUCAUAACAGAUCUGGUAUUCUAUGUUAGGUUAAUGGAUUAGUGUGGCAAGGAAUUGUUGAGUGAUCAAGAGUUUAAACCUAGACUCCCUAGUUGCUACAUAUAUAUUUUUUUGAAUUAAUAAUAUUUACCCAUUGAUUCUUAAAGAAUAUGACUUGUAUAUGCCUCAUGAGCUCAGUUCAACUGUCGUACCCCAUCAGAACCCAAAAUACAGGCCUAAGCUUGUUUUAUGCUUUUACUCUGUUUGUAAACAAAGUAAAUGUAAACAAACACUGUAUUGCCUCAAAACAUGGUUAAAACUAUAAUUUUUAUAUCAUGGAUGGGCAGUCCUUGCAUCCAUAGCUCUGUCUAUGCAUUUGAGAGUGGUUAGAUUUCUCCAGGCCCAUCCCUCAGUUUUUUACCAAAACAGAUCGUGACCGCUUUGUUAUUGUUUCAAUUAAGGAUUCUAGCUUUAACCAGAUCAACAUGAGAUACAUUUUUAUUUAUUAAUAACAAUAAAUCAGUUAGUGAAAAGAACCCUAUAAAAUACAAAAUACAUUUAUCAGAACCAUGAUAACUUUACAAAAAGUGUUCAGAUAGGAAUCUAUUCAAGUCAUUGUGUAUUUCAUUUUACAUCAUUUAUAAAUGCAACAUGUAACUUUUCACAUUUUAUGAAAACUUAACCACAUUGGUUUAUCAAAAUACAUUAAUAAUAUGUUACAAUUAUAGCAUGAUCAGCAAAACCAUUAGGCUAUGUUUUAUACGUUUUAUACGUUUUUAUGUGUAUAGAGUUUAGGAAUGUUAUUAAUAAAUAAUAUAAAUCCAUUCAUAAUAUAUAUAUACAUAUAUAUAUGAGUCCUUAAUUAGCCUAAUUAUCUAAUUAAGCAAUAAGGCCCGAGGGGGGGGGGGGGGGUUAUAUGGGACCACCCAUACGUAAAAAUGUAUGCACACAUGACCGUAAGUCGCUUUGGAUAAAAGCGUCUGCUAAAUGGUAUAUUAUAUUAUUAUAUUAUUAUAAUUAGAGCAGUAAAAAUACAUGUUUUGUCUUACCCAUGGUAUACAGUCUGAUAUACCACGGCUUUCAGCCAAUCAGCAUUCAGGGCUCGAACCACCCAGUUUAUAAUAUAUAUUAUUUUGUUAUGUCAAAUCCUUUUUUCCAUUUUGUUUAUGUGGUCCUAUGUCAAAUAGUUUGUUCAAUCUCGUUCAUCAAUAGCAAGUUCUAAGCGAGCCAUUUGAUUCAUCUAUAGGCUACUAUUUCAACUUUGUUCCUCUUCUCGAUUUUUUUCUUUUUACUUUUUUAACUUUUACUGCUAACUUCUCUGAGGACAGAUUUUUGUGGCAAUGUUUUGUAUAUAGUCUCCAUUUUCUUUAUGAUUACCUUUUUGAGUUUCAAUGUCUUUCAGCCUUGCAAACAGCAACGUAUUUCAUCAUAUCAGGUCCUGUGCUCUACAGCACGACUCAUUAAAAACCAAAGUAAAGACCAAAAAACAUAAAUAUGUGCGUUUGAACAUUUAAUUAUAUUUUAGAUCAAUACAGAGCUGAGCACAGUGCUGAUCAAUGCUGCAAUCCGUCUGGUCUGAUGCCUUCUGCCCACAGUUUAUCGGUACUUCUCAGACAGAGCCCGGCCCACGGCGGCCAGGAACUUGUCCAUGGCCACAUGAGCUUCGGGAUUGAAGUCAUCCGGGAACAAGAUAGCCAGCACCACCAAGAUGUUGUGGGACAAGAUCUACAGGACGAAAGGAAUGGAAAUUAGUACGCUACAUGUUUUAAUAGGCUAUUUUAUUUAAUAAGCAAUGUUGUCCAUUUUACUGUAAAGAGUACCCGAUAUGUUUUUAAUGCAUUUUAACUAUACAUUUUGAUUUGGUGUCAACGCUAAACAAAUUAUUAUAAAUAAUGCUGUGACUGUCCUGACCUUGAAGUUGGCGGGAUCGAUACGCAGCGUGAAGGCAUGCAGCUCGCUGAGGGUGAGGAGACCUGCGGUGAGGUCGUCGAUGCUGGCCACGGCUAAACUGAUGCCUCCCAUGACGGUCCCACCGUGCUUCCUGACUGGGGCAGAGCCGGGGCUCAGGUCCUUCCAGUGGGAGAAGUAGGUCUUGGUCUGGGGGUACACCACCAGCGUCCUACACGGGAAGAAAAAGACAUGUCAAGAAAGAUGGAACGCUAACACCAAAUAGUCUACAUUUUUACUUCAAAAACAGCUAUAAAAUUAGCAGCAAGAUAUCCAUUACCUAGACAGAGCAUCGCAUCCGAUGUCCUCAGCCUUGCCGGCCACCUUGGCCCAGAAGGCCUUGACCAUUGCCUUGUCCUUAGCCGUGAGACUCAUGAUUGUCGUUAAAGACGAUGCUGAAGUAAAAGUUCAGUGAUGAGCUCUUACAAACGAAGCCUUUUUAUAUUAGCCGCGAGCCCCACCCAAUGCAGCCCCACCUCCAAGAUACACAAGAUGCAACAUGCCUUUUGUUAAUUUUCAAUAGGCACAAUGCCUCACAAGUUAUUUCUUUAUUUGCUUGUUUUACUGAACAAAAACACAAGUUGGUACAGUCCUCCAUACAAGACUUACAAAGACAUUGUUAGCACCUUGUGAGCAACACACAAUAUCAAACACAAAACACACAGGGUAGAGAUGGAUAAAAAUUAUGAAAAAAAAGAAGAAAUACAUGAUUAUCACAGUCAUUGAAGUCCACAAAGAUAUUUAGUAUUAGAGAUGUGUUGAGAGUUUUUUUUAUGCUGGUAGUUUUCACAAGGGAGUUAGUCAUAUAUAUAUUUUAAUUUAAUACAAAAUAAUUCAAUAUUAGUUUAUUUAUUUAUUUAUCCCUCUGGCUUUAUGGUAUUUACCCAAAAAAUAGAAAAGUCUAAUUGUAUUGUCAAUGGCUAAAUUGCCUGUAUCAUGAGUAAGAAAUAGAAGCCUGUACUCAGAAAUAUGGAAAAGUUAAGACAAGUUUAACGGUAGAGAUUGUUCCAAAAUAGAUUGGAAUAGUGCAAUUAUAAAAAUGAAUAUUAUAUGGAUUCGAGCUUACUAGCACAGAAUAAACAUAGAGGUGAAAUAUCAAUUAAUUUGUUUAGAAAUGUAUUACAAGGAUAAAAAUGAUGUAAUAUCUUAGUAGGCUAUGUAGUAUAUCUUAGUAAUAUAUUAAUAUCGUAGUUAUAUCUUAGUAAUAUCUGACUAUAGGCAUACACAGAGUUAGUUGAAAACUGUUUCUCAGACAAAGUCAUUGAAUCCCCACCAAGUGUAAUUGAUGUGCAAUAGGUCUAUCACUUCAGAUAGUAGGCAUAUUACACAUUUUUUGCAUAUGUUUAGAACUGUAUAUUUCCCCACUAUUUUUGGCUUAUUUUUGUUAAUAUUUCAAAUAAUGUUAAUGUAAUAAUUGUUAUGUAACCUAAUACUUUAAUUAAUGAUUUCAUAAUUUAUUUUAGGACAGUAUAUUCUUGUCAAAUUGCUUUUAAACAUAUAUGGUAAACAGUAAACCUUCACAUUAUUAUCUCAGUAAAAUCUGUGACUCUUGGCUUAUACAGCCCCCUACCAUGACCCCACCCAUCGCUGUCUUUGGGGAGGAGCGUUCCGAUCCUUUUAAAAACGCUGCUCAAACGAAGACCAAGUGUAUAUGAUUCCUUAGCCUCUGUGAAAGAAACUUCAACAGCCAGCAACAUGGUUGAGUGGACAGACUUUGAGCGCGCCACCAUUCAGAGCAUCUUCGGGAAGAUGGACUACGAUGACGUGGGCCCCGCGGCUCUUUCCAGGUAGGCUACAACUUUUAUACCUUACACGUAUUUGAUUUCAGAAUGAUGGUGCGUUUAACACUGUGGUCUACAAAUUAUUGGAAUUAGUCAUGUUAUUAUCAGAUUAGUAUGCGCUUGUUAUUUUGAUUUUCAAGAGGGAUUCGUAUUUGAGACAGGUGUGUAAUUAACGCAUAAUUGACAUCUCCAAAUGACACAUUAAUUGAUUUCCGUAAAUUGUGUGUAUGCAGACAUCACGUUUGUGUAAUUAUUGACUGUUUAUUAUUUCUACAGGUGUCUGGUUGUGUACCCCUGGACCCAGAGGUAUUUCGGUAACUUCGGAAACCUGUACAACGCAGCUGCCAUCCAGGGAAACCCCAAGGUAGCCGCUCACGGAAAGACCGUCUUGCACGGACUGGACCGGGCUGUCAAGAACAUGGAUGACAUCAAGGCCACCUACGCCGAGCUGAGUGUGCUGCACUCCGAGAAACUGCACGUAGAUCCCGACAACUUCAGGGUAAAUUAGUUAUAAUUUUCUACUUCACACAAGGUCACAUUCUACUUGCCUAUCUAUUACAAUAGUGUGUCCAUUUUCUCCUUUCUUUUGCAGCUGCUGGCUGACUGCCUGACUAUUGUCGUUGCUGCGAGGAUGGGUGCUGACUUCACCGCUGAUGUCCAGGGCGCUUUCCAGAAGUUCCUGGCCGUCGUGGUGAGCUCCCUGGGCAGACAGUACCACUAG
Molecule: messenger RNA, 28863 nt
Organism: Coregonus sp. 'balchen'
Lineage: Eukaryota; Metazoa; Chordata; Actinopteri; Salmoniformes; Salmonidae
Source: the annotation of a GenBank genome assembly